UUGGGGCGCUGGUUGCCGGAGAGGAGCUCUCCUGCCAGUGGGGCUGGCGCGUCGCCACGGGGAAGGAAGCGGGGCGCACGAGUGCGCGCUCCACUCUUGCGCUUCGCUGCGCGUCAUCCUAAAGGGCGACACACACACCCCCACUCCCCGGCGGAGAUCCUCUGGACCGGAGGCUCCGCGAAGCUGCCUGAGCAGGAUCGGGACCCUGGGCUUGCCUUUAAAAGCCUCGCUGGUCUUGGAGAGGGAUGAUGGAAGGGACCCCCCCCCCAAGGCUACAAACUCAUAUAGCUCUUUUAAAACGCGUUUUAAAGAUAAGCUGCCUUUCUGGACGCAGUCCCUCAGGGAAGUAACCAAAAAGCAAAACAGUUGCGAUCAACUUUUUUAAAAAAUAAAUAAAACCCAGACUAGUUUUCGGCAUCCAGUCUUCCAAAGAAAAGCACAUGAUUAUGCAAUUCUCCGCUCUCGUGGAAGUGGUCUUCCGAUUUCUGCAGGAACCGAAAGAGGUCGAAAGGUUUCUAGCUCAGCUCUCUGAAUUUGCCACCAGCAAUAAACUCAGCCCGGGCCCUUUGAAGAACAUAGUCAAAAGCUUCCUGUUGGUGCCAAAUGGUGCCCUAAAGAGGAGUCUGUCGGCAGAGCAGGUUAGAGCAGAUCUUAUCACCCUGGGGCUGAGCGAGGAGAAGGCCAGCUAUUUCGAAGAGCAGUGGAAGGAGAAAUCGCCCACCCUCUCCCGCCUGGCUGUGGGCCAGACCCUGAUGGUUAACCAGCUCGUAGACAUGGAGUGGAAAUUUGGAGUUACAUCAGGAAGCAGUGAACUGGAGAAAGCCGGAAGCAUCUUCAUGCAGCUGAAAUUGGUGGUUAGGAAAGGAAACAAAGUGGAGCCUGUGUACAUGGAGUUGACGCUGCCUCAGUUUUACAGCUUCCUUCACGAGAUGGAGAGGAUGAAGACCAGCCUGGAAUGCCUCAGCUGAGUUUCCUGUGGGGCAUCGGCGCUGCCUACUUUAAACCAGAGAGUGGAAGCUGAACGUCGACCAUCCGAGGCCCCUGGAUCAGAUGCCCCAACCACCAUUUUCCCCACUGAGAAGUUUGGGGUCAAAGAAGCACCCCGCUUUUAAAGUCUGGCUCACUUGGUGCUCUAAGAGCCCUUUUAAGGGACAGCAAGGGUGUUUUGUAAAACCUGCAAAAGUCUGGUGUUUUUUUCUCUCUCUGCGUAAAAGGCUUGUUUGGAGAGAGCGGUUUGCUGCAGAUAAGGGUGCUUGAAAGAGGCUCGAGGAAACAAAAAUAAAAUUGGGAGGAAUGACUUUUUGCUCUCCUUUGAGAGGAAUAGGUGGCAGCCUUGAAAUCUCCUUUAAAAUCUAUUCUUAAAAGUGUAAUUUAGAACAUCGGUUUGCAUAACCCACUGAGGAAGACAAUAACACAAAAAAAAUUCACAACAGUAGCAGUUAAUUGCACAGUUAUCCAAAAACCUUCCUUGGAGGUUUUUAAGCCGAGGUUGGGUGGCCUGGAUACUUUAGCUGAGAUUCCUGUACUGCAGGGGGGUGGGACUAGACUUCCAACUCUUAAUGAUUCUAUGAUUCUAAAACCCAGUUUGGUUUAAUUAACGACAAAACUGAUGAAUUGGGUUUCGACGUCUGAUAGUCAUUUACACCUCUAGCACACACACACCCCCCUGUCACCUCCUUCCCUCUUGGUACCCCCCCCCCCCCGGACAAUCCACACACACACAACCCCCGUGGGUGCCAGUGCCCAUUUCGGAACCACCUGCCCUGAACAGAAGUACGAAUUCACCAUUUGCUAUAGGCUUGCCCAGUGGGAUGCGGGUGGCGCUGUGGUCUCAACCACUGAGCCUCUUGGGCUUGCCGAUCUCAAGGUCGGCGGUUCGAAUCCCCACGACAGAGUGAGCUCCCAUUGCUCUGUCCCAGCUCCUGCCAACCUAGCAGUUCGUAAGCACAUCAGAGUGCAAGUAGAUAAAUAGGUACCAAUGCAGCAGGAAGGUAAACGGCUGAGAGCCAGUGUGGUGUAGUGGUUAAGAGCGGUAGACUUGUAAUCUGGGGGACCGGGUUCGCGUCUCCGCUCCUCCCCAUGCAGCUGCUGGGUGACCUUGGGCUAGUCACACUUCUCUGAAGUCUCUCAGCCCCACCC
Molecule: messenger RNA, 2139 nt
Organism: Zootoca vivipara (common lizard)
Lineage: Eukaryota; Metazoa; Chordata; Lepidosauria; Squamata; Lacertidae
Source: RefSeq, a predicted model, not a curated record